AAAAACCACGAAGAGCUGAGUGCUUCUGGCAUUGCAUGAUCCCUUCCGAUUGCUUUCGCCGGCCUCUCUCCGACGUCCAAAGUAGAAGCACUUCGCCGGAAAGCUCUCUCCGUUCUUUGCCGGUGGACUCAUGGAAAUUCUCAAAGGGUGUCCUGAAGCCGACGGCGCGAUCAUGAUGACGUUUGCCGAACAAGUCGCUUUCGCGCGAAAAAUGGUGACGCAAGACCCAUCUGGUGGGUGGCAAAAGUGCUGGGAACUGGGAGUUACACCAUGGGAUUUGGGAGGACCUACUCCCGUCGUUGCUCAUCUUUGCGAGACGGAUUCGUUGCCUGAUGGCCGGGUUUUAAUCCCAGCAUGUGGAUCCGGUUAUGAUGUGGUAGCAAUGGCAUGCCCUACACGUCGUGUCAUUGGGUUGGAUAUAUCAGAAGCUGCUGUUGAGAGAUCGAAAAAGAGGUUUUCAUCAUUGCCAAAUGCAGAAUAUUUUUCAUUCUUGAAAGGAGACUUCUUCACUUGGCAGCCAGCGGAACCAUUUGAUCUCAUUUUCGAUUAUACAUUCUUCUGCGGCCUCAGUCCUGACAGGAGACCAUUAUGGGCAAAACGUAUGCAGGAGCUUCUAAAGCCCGGUGGGGAGCUUGUAACGUUGAUUUUUCCUCUAGAUGACCGUUUUGGGGUGCCGCCAUACGUAGUAUCAGCAUCUGACUAUGAGAAGAUCCUGAUUCCCUUAGGCUUUGAGGCAGUCUCCAUCGUAGAUAACGAACUCUCUGUAGAACCACGCAAGGGAAUAGAGAAGCUGGGAAGAUGGAAGAAAUCAUCCUCCAUCGAGUCCACCGCUUGAAGUCCGCUGAUGAAUAUCACAAGCUUUUCUUACGUUAUGCGUAGAAAAGCCGAAUGUAUCCCGUAAAAAAAUGGCGUGCGAUAAACAUGCGUUUUCUUUACCUCUCCUUAUCUCAGAUGUUCUGUAAUCGGUGGGUACUGCCGAGAAAACGUGAAGACAAGUGAUAAUGUGGCUGAUAUCAUGGCCCUUUACUAUCUUCUAAUAAUCUUUAGUUCCCGUC
This is a messenger RNA of Tarenaya hassleriana, 1055 nucleotides long. RefSeq names its product probable thiol methyltransferase 2. The coding region runs from base 131 to 835 and encodes 234 amino acids. Lineage: Eukaryota; Viridiplantae; Streptophyta; Magnoliopsida; Brassicales; Cleomaceae. Gene Ontology annotation, molecular function: S-adenosylmethionine-dependent methyltransferase activity. The transcript has 8 exons. The record is from RefSeq and is a predicted model, not a curated record.